CGAGAGAUGGUAAUGGGAAGUUUAAUUAUUUUAGCGAUUGUACGCGUUUUCUGGACAUAAUGAUGAUUUCGUCUAGCAACAUACCAAAUAGCCGCCAAGCACGCUCUUCGCUGCUCUUCGCUCGUCCGGACGCUCCAGCCUUCCCUUCUGUGCAAGUUUUCUUCUGUUAAACGGUAAAACUUUUGAGAUUCCCCCAACCCUUGAGCAGCAGUGGAAUGGCCACUAAAAAAAAACAAUCGCCGCGCUUCACCGCUGAUGAAAUCUCUAUUCUAUCGGGGCUUGUCGGCAAGCAUAAAACGAUCAUUGAAUGCAAAAAGACAGACUCCGUAUCUUCGAACCUCAAAAACGAGACCUGGGAGAAACUCUGCAAUGAGUAUAACUGCUUACCGGGCGUUAGUCCACGGGACUCUAAUCAGCUCAAGAAGUGUUGGGGGAACCUCAAACAAAAGUGGAAGAACGAGCGCUCGGACGAGAAGCGCAAGACCCACAAGACAGGAGGGGGGCCGCCCCCCACACCCAUGAGCGCAAUUUCUGUGCUUGUGGGGGCAGUAGCGGGGCACAUGGCCACCCGCCUUGACAACGAUAACGACUCCGACGGAGCCGCCUAUCUGCCCCCUGUCCAGAACGAGCCAGUGGUGCGGCUGCUGGAGGGCAUGGUCGACUGCGACCCAGUGUACGAGUAUGCAGGGGACAACUACCUACCUGGCAGCCCUUCUAUGGACGUCGCCGAUCCAGAGGCAAGUGCCAGUGUCACAGCAGCUACAGGAGCAGACCCGGGUCCCCCCACCGAGCAGACCGUACCUGCUCCUGCAGCUGCUUCAAGCUGCAGCAGCGACAGGGUGGCGGCGACUCAGGAUGAAGGCAGGCCGGCCAGAGGGAGAAUGGUGCUCCUAGAGCAGGCUCUCUCAGCAGAGAACGACGUACGAAGUUCUCUGCUGAGGGCAGAAUCUGCCAUUCGAAUCAAGCUCCUUGAAGAGGAGCAGCAGAUGAAGGUGGCAGAGCACCAGAUGAAGGUGGCAGAGCACCGCGUGCGGCUCCAGGUGGAGCAGACGAACUUAAAAAUUGCGGAGUGGAAGCUCAGGGAGCUUCAGCAGGGAGGCGAAAAAUAAAAAAAAAGUGCCAAUGCCUCGA
Messenger RNA from Ixodes scapularis (black-legged tick), 1131 nucleotides. RefSeq lists its product as uncharacterized. Lineage: Eukaryota; Metazoa; Arthropoda; Arachnida; Ixodida; Ixodidae. Bases 216 to 1109 code for a protein of 297 amino acids. The record is from RefSeq and is a predicted model, not a curated record. The transcript is spliced from 3 exons.